AUGGGCUGGAUCUCGACCCCAGCGGCAGUCCAAUCCUGGAAACACAUCGUCCAAGGACUGCAUGAUCAAUGCACCGCACUCGCUUGUCUAAGCACAUACUUGGCCAUGAUGGUUGCUUGCGGUAUCAAAGACAGUGGUUACAUGAAGUACAGCCUGGAACUAAGAAACACCAGCUCUAAAAUGCUCAGGCAGAGCAUACUCCGAAGUGAUCCUACCCACCGAAGUCGGCUCGCCCAGAUCACCCUUCUUCAACAAGUCUUCUGGCACUUCUACGCUGAAGCCUCGGCGAGAAAUCUCGAUGCUGCACUUAUACAUGGACGAAUGCUGAGGAAAUUGAUGCACGAGGAUCCGGAGGCUGUAACUCCGCACUUCUUCAUGUUGGCAAUGUUUGUCGACAUUCAUCUAAGCUCGACGCACCGCGGGAAACCGAUAUUUGAAUACGAGACGUUUGGACCAAAUAUAUAUCAGGCGAUGUGGACCGGAGUCGAUCCAUAUGUCUACCUGCUCGUGGGGAAGGAGACCAUCCCAGAUGCAACAGAUGCCGCAGUUACAAGCACACUUUUAGAUUUCUCGGUGUCGACGGAGCCUCUUCGAAGCCUCUUCAUCCGUCGACGACAGGCCAUCGCACUGGAAAAAUUGAUUGCCCAAGCGGAGAAUCCCGGCACCAAUACCACGGCGAUAUUCUUCUGGGUUGCAUCCCAUGCGUAUAUCGACGAGGGAUUCUUCACGAAUUUCUAUUGUGAUAAGGUCAAGGGUACUUCGAUCACUUUGAGUGAGGCUCUCUCCGAGCCCAAUGCCGCUUCCAUUUUGCAGGGACCAGGUCUCGCGUGCCAAUCCGAAUGUAGUCGCCUGACAGAAGCCGCAAUGGCGAUGGCGGCACUCUACCUUAUGCGCGUGCUUGGACUCUUUGACAUGUGGAUUAAUGGGCAGAACUUCUAUGACCCCGCAGCAUCGCGCGAGACGCUUCUUUACGAUGCCCUUAACGCCGCGUUUCGAGUGGGCAGUCCCCAGGAGCUGGAGGCUUACGCAAAUGCGCAUCUAUGGUGCCUGUUUGUGGGAGCGAUAGCAGAGUGGCAGAGUGUUCUCAAUGGCAACGUUGGCAGGAGAGGAGGAGGCCAGAAAUCAAGGGGCAUGCUCACAGCGAAGGCACAGCUGAGUUUGCAAAGAAUCGAUAGCGGAUUCGACGAGAACCUGUCUCACAAGAGCCGAAGUGGGUUCCAUAUCGGCGCAGAAGAUGAAGAUGCGUCGCGCAUGUUGUUCAACACCCUCUUUGCGAGACAAGCGAGCAUGAUGGGCCUCAUAAGUUGGGAGCAAAUGGUUCCGAUCUUGGGGAUGUUCGCGUACGGCGACACGUUGCAACCGCAUGGCAGCCGGUGGUUCUGGAGAAGUAUGGGGGCGCAUUUGGAUGAUUCGAAAGGAUAG
Molecule: messenger RNA, 1422 nt
Organism: Cladophialophora psammophila CBS 110553
Lineage: Eukaryota; Fungi; Ascomycota; Eurotiomycetes; Chaetothyriales; Herpotrichiellaceae
Exons: 1
Coding region: 1-1422 (473 amino acids)
Source: RefSeq, a predicted model, not a curated record